UCCGCUCAGGCAUAUUGCCGGCCACCUACGGGUCCUCCUUCCUUUUUCUCGUUCCUGAGCGGCCCGACGUCAAGAUGAACGACAGUGUCACACUCAGGACUCGGAAGUUCAUGACGAACCGCUUGCUUCAGAGGAAGCAAAUGGUUCUCGAUGUCCUGCACCCUGGAAAAGCAACAGUCCCCAAGACUGAAAUCAGGGAGAAGCUUGCCAAAAUGUACAAGACCACACCUGAUGUGGUGUUUGUGUUCGGUUUUAAGACUCAAUUCGGUGGUGGCAAGACAACAGGUUUUGCCAUGGUCUACGAUUCGCUGGACUACGCCAAGAAGAAUGAGCCCAAAUACAGACUGACCAGACACGGUCUCUAUGAGAAGAAAAAGACCUCCAGAAAACAGCGCAAGGAAAGAAAGAACAGAAUGAAGAAAGUACGAGGCACCAAGAAAGCUUCCGUUGGUGCUGCUGGCAAGAAGUAAGACCUUCAGAGAAGAUCAUCAUCCUGAAUGUUCUUGUAUAUUGCGUGCAAAUAAAUUUCUAAAAGAAG
This is a messenger RNA of Clarias gariepinus (North African catfish), 538 nucleotides long. It is a transcript of the gene rps24, whose product is annotated as ribosomal protein S24. Gene Ontology annotation, biological process: translation. Gene Ontology annotation, molecular function: structural constituent of ribosome. The transcript is spliced from 5 exons. The record is from RefSeq and is a predicted model, not a curated record. NCBI's taxonomy places the organism in Eukaryota, Metazoa, Chordata, Actinopteri, Siluriformes, Clariidae. Gene Ontology annotation, cellular component: ribosome. Bases 75 to 470 code for a protein of 131 amino acids.